Molecule: messenger RNA, 354 nt
Organism: Sinocyclocheilus anshuiensis
Lineage: Eukaryota; Metazoa; Chordata; Actinopteri; Cypriniformes; Cyprinidae
Product: calpain-2 catalytic subunit-like
Exons: 2
Coding region: 28-354 (108 amino acids)
Biological process (GO): proteolysis
Cellular component (GO): cytoplasm
Molecular function (GO): calcium-dependent cysteine-type endopeptidase activity
Source: RefSeq, a predicted model, not a curated record
GAAACUUGAGCACGACUACAGGGCAGCAUGUCUAAUAUUGCAAAAGUUCUUUCUGGGAGGCAGGACAGAGGAGAAGGAGUGGGAACAAAUGAGAAGGCGAUUCCUUUCAACAAGCAGGACUACCAGAGCCUGAAGCAGGAGUGUCUGGCGAAAGGAACCCUGUUCUGUGACCCGACCUUCCCUGCUGAAUCUGACUCUCUGGGAUACAAUGAACUCGGACGGUACUCCUCCAAGACCAGAGGAGUGCAGUGGAAGAGACCUAAGGAACUCUAUUCAAACCCUGAGUUCAUUGUGGACGGUGCUAAGCGGACAGACAUCUGCCAGGGAGCUUUAGGUGAGAAAAGCUCCUUUUGA